AUGAAUUGUGACAAUCUUAUGUUGCUUGUCACCGCAACAUUCAGCAUUCUCGCCAGUCUUGACUUGGCUCUUGCGAAAGACUAUUACAAGAUUUUAGGUGUACCAAGAGAUGCUAGUGACAGACAGAUCAAGAAAGCUUUCAGAAAGCUUGCCGUGAAAUACCAUCCUGAUAAAAAUAAGCAAAAAGAUGCAGAGGCCAAAUUUCGCGAGAUAGCGGAAGGUAGGUAACACCUCUCGGAAAUUGGAAGUGUUUUCAAUUUCGUUUAGGAUUGUCAAAUAUAAUUUGAAACAAACAUAAGAUGUAUUCCUCUAUAAUACGAGGCCGUUACUUUAUCUUGAGAAUUAGUUUUUCCUCAGUAAAACCCAAGACUUCUCAUUCUCGAUACACGUCGAUACCUCAAACGUUCCAACAUAAAUUAUACGUGUAUUAGAGAAAACAGCAUGGGACCAGUUCCUUCUGUUAAAGUUUGGUUGUCAUUUUCAAGAAUUGAGUACCUUUUCAUACACAUUUAUUGUUUUUGCUUUAUAUUUAAGCUUAUGUUUGUUGGACAUAAACUCGUUUCCUGUAAUUCACUGAAAGGUUUGAAUAGAUUUUCUGCGUAGAAGAUGUCCAAUUGUUGUCAGGCUUUCAAUUGUUUUUAUUACAAGGUGUACUUGGAUUGCAUAACAAUAUCUUUGGAAAUAAUUUGCUUUUCACUUUGGAUUUGAAAUCCAAGCUUGUGACACUUGAAUCACGAAUGUUCAACUGGAGGUGUUUUCUGCUUCAAUUUAAUAAGUCAUGUGAUUUAACGCUUUUAAUAGCAAAGUGAUGACUCAUUGAAGUGAUCAGUUUUUCCGAAGAUUAAAGUACAAAUAAGCUUACAUACUUGUACCUAGCAACAGCUCACUUUACAUUACGAUAUACAAAUUUUGCAUGUGUCUAGAAGUGCUGCUUCUCAAGUAAACUGCAAGUGUGAAUUAAGACUAUUUUUUAACCAAUGACAAUUAAAAAGGGAAAACUGAAAAUGAACUUGCACUGACCACACGUACAUUGAUUGAUAGGCUGCCUUGGCCCUCUGCCCCUACUCUGAAUUCUUGGGAAUGUUAGAUCAAUUUUACCUCCAUGAUUCACUUUCUGGCUUACACAUAACUGAGCUGAGCUCAGAGGCACUUACUUAAAGAAAUGUACAGUCACGCGGGGCGUAGGGGUUUGGGGCAAAGAGUACAAAAUUAAAAUUUGCAACUGUGUAGUGCUCAUAUGUAAACUAUGCACAUUCAAGGAAAAAUUCCACUACACACAAAUGGACAUUAUUUUGGUCCUAAUUUUUCAGUUUGUUCGAAGAUUUCCCUGGCCCUUGACAAUUUUUUGGACGUCAAAAUAAUUUAUGCUGUUUUCAAAGCACUUAUAUUUGCUACUCUAGUAAUCUUUCAAAUGAUGAAUAAUUAUGACACAUCAGAGAGCAGAGUAGUGUCUGUAAAUGCAGUGUAGUGACAGUAAACAGUAAUAGACCAGUAUUUUAAUUUGGUGAAAAAUGUUGCAACCCAGCAGUUCCCCUGUUUUUUUUAUGCCAGAGUGUACAGUGUACAGUGUAGUGUUUGCUCAGACAAAUAAUUCUUCAAUAAUAAAUGGAUAUUACAGUUAUUUUUCGCAGACACUUUGGUAAAUGUGUCAGUUUGUAGGGAGAGAUAUUGAAUUUUUCAUCUGAGUUGAUUAUGUUGAAUUGGCUACUAUAUAGAGACUCGGAAGCUGUUGUUCUACCCUCAAAACAUAUCAAACAUUUGGGGUUUGUGUAGCAAAGAGGAGGAGAGCCUUAGACUUUGUUAUAGGCUACUGAUUAACCUUUGUCUGUCUAUUUGAAGGGGCAGAAUUUUAUUUGAAGAAAAAGAGUGGCUCAGCGGGUGAUUAAACACAGCUGGUCAUAUCUUUAGUGACAAUAAUAAAAUCCCUCUCUUUAAAGCAUAAUUUAAUAAUCCUUGCUAAACCUUUUACAAAACUAGCAGUAAACCUUUUACUGGACUACCCUUAAAGUGCUGUCCAUUAAAUGCCUUGGUGGGGAAUUUUACGCACUUGAAAACAAAUAAUGGACAAAUAAUAAUAUUAAAUGGCCAAAAUUCAAAGUCUUAAUAAAAAAAUCUUUAAUAAAAUAAAUAUGCUCAAAACUUACUGGUGAAAUGUGAAAGCAAAUCAUUCAAGUGAUUGGUUACCAUGUGAUUUUAACAACAAGCUCAAACAUAUAAUUUACAACAAUAAAAAAUUGAAAAUAAUAAAAUUUUAGGCAGUCAGUGAUCUAAAAGUAAUGCUGUGUGUAAGACGUUUCACUGGUUGCUCCAUAGAAUGUUGUGCAUGGACAUAGAGAUAAUAUAAUAUAAUAAUAUAUAAUAGAACAGCUUCAAGGUGAUGUUAAAGAAACAAUUCGCAAUGACAAUUUUUAGCUCAACAAAGCAUUGCGAUAUUGUUUCGAUUAGUUCCAACACUGCAACACUGCUUUGCACUAAAAAUUGUCGUUGUGAAUCAUCCGGUGUACAUCUUUAUGGUGUGUUUACCAGCCAGGGUUAAAUACCCCCAAGGCUGUGCUGUAGCAUAAUGCAUUGCCGGUGGCCCCUGGUACAUAACUUUUGCCCCUGUGACAGUGAGACUAGAAAAUCUAGAAAAUCAAUUUUUUUAGAGCAUAACCUUGUUCCAGAAAGAACUGGUAACACUUAAUUCAACUCUGAUGAAAGUACUCUUCAACUCUUUCAGCUUAUGAAGUUCUGUCAGAUGAAAAAAAGAGAAGGCAAUAUGAUCAGUUUGGAUCGGAAGGAAUGAACGAUAAUGGCUUCAAUUUCCAUUCACAAGGUUUCCGAAGCUUCGAUGACAUAUUCAAAGAUUUUGACUUUGGAAGUGGAAAUGGACAUGGAAAAGAGUGGAAGUUUUCUUUUGGUGGUGGCGGAGGUGGAUUCGAUGAUUUCUUUGAUGACGAUGAUGAAGAAGAAGAAGAUGACUUUUUCGGAGGAUUUAAAUUUGGUGGAUUUGGGGACUCAUUUUUCAGUGAUGGAAGUUUUCACACAACUAGUCAUAGAGAAGAUGUAUUUACAAAUGACGAUGGAGAAAGAAUGCACAGAAAUGUCAGACAUACAGCAUUUAGAGAAUCAAGUAAGUGCACCCCUAAGGGUAUGCUUAUUUCAACCUUAUCAUGAUAAAAUUCUGGAUUAUUCUGGAAUAACCUUGUUCCAAAAAAACUUUUUUUUUCUGUUUUGAGAACAGCAAUCCAUAUAAAUUUGUUUAGUGUGAAGUGAGUGAUGUUGAGAGUCUUGGGACACUAAAAUGGACUUAAACGUUACUCCCCCUCCCAACCCAAGCUAUGUUAACUUUUGUGCACUCUGUAUACUUAACCCAGGCCUGAUAACAUUACUUUGAGGGGGGGGAGAGAGGGGGUUAACAGGGGGAAGGGUCACAGAUGACACCUGAAUUCCAUCACGUAACAGAGGUGGUUCUUUAAGUCUAGAUUUUCAUGUACGAAGUGUUUUUCAUCGUUGAAGGAGGGUCUGCAAUAUUUGUGUCAGGAAUAUUCAGCCUCCUUUGUAGUCAUUUAGGGUGGUUGUAUACGGAAUUCACAGUAUGCACAAAAUGAAUGAUUUUAUGUUGUAUCUUCACUCCCCUUCAUGUAGAAAACCUCUCCUUACUCUCAUUCUUUCUAUGGCAUUUAGAGUAAGAGAUAUUGAAACCUGCUCCUCCCCCCCCCCUCCAGUGACAGUUAGUGAUGGUCAAUGGGUGAGAGGGAAUCUGUUGAAAGUGCUCCCUAGUUUUUGAGUUUUAUAGCUGGUUACUUUGCACUGAUCAUCCUCUGUUUCUUUCUUGGCAGGUGGAGGCAGAACAUGUCGGACUGUUACAAGAAAAGUGGGAAAUAUGGUCACAACAUUCACUGAAUGUACUUAG
This is a messenger RNA of Porites evermanni, 3895 nucleotides long. The record is from the annotation of a GenBank genome assembly. NCBI's taxonomy places the organism in Eukaryota, Metazoa, Cnidaria, Anthozoa, Scleractinia, Poritidae.